Priapulus caudatus is the source of this 2275-nucleotide messenger RNA. RefSeq names its product cysteine desulfurase, mitochondrial-like. Gene Ontology annotation, cellular component: mitochondrion; cytosol; nucleus. The transcript is spliced from 13 exons. Lineage: Eukaryota; Metazoa; Priapulida; Priapulimorpha; Priapulimorphida; Priapulidae. The record is from RefSeq and is a predicted model, not a curated record. The coding region runs from base 77 to 1417 and encodes 446 amino acids. Gene Ontology annotation, biological process: [2Fe-2S] cluster assembly. Gene Ontology annotation, molecular function: pyridoxal phosphate binding; cysteine desulfurase activity.
GUUCCUAUGAUGAAAAGUGUGUUGUUCAUGCGUAGUUUUCUGGUAAUAACAAAUCUUAUCAAAUUAGUAUAAAAUCAUGCUUUUAAGGUCGACAUUUAAUCUCAUUCGUACAUGGAGGUCACACGCAACUACAGAAACGCUGUUUGUGCGGAGGCAAUUUGGUGCAACUGCUGCCAAAGAUGAGCUUGAUGACAAGAAGCACCCAGAACUACGGCCGAUAUAUUUGGAUGUAGCUGCCACGACAUCGUUGGAUCCUCGAGUACUAGAUUCUAUGCUUCCAUAUUUUGUCCAUUACUAUGGAAAUCCUCACUCCAGAACUCAUGCCUUUGGCUGGGAAAGUGAGUUGGCAAUGGAGAAUGCAAGAAAGGAGGUUGCCAGUAUCAUAGGUGCCGAUCCAAAGGAAAUCGUCUUUACAAGUGGCGCUACAGAAUCUAACAAUAUUGCGAUAAAAGGAGUUGCCAGGUUCUAUAAAGGGAAAAAGAAGCACGUUGUUACAACACAAACAGAGCACAAGUGUGUUCUGGAUUCGUGUCGGACACUCGAGUUGGACGGCUUUGAUGUUACAUACCUACCUGUACAGCAGAAUGGAAUAAUCGACCUGGAGGUAUUCGAGUCGUCUCUUAAGCCUGAAACAUCUCUCGUGAGCAUCAUGACAGUGAACAAUGAGAUUGGAGUCAGACAACCAGUAGAGGAAAUAGGUGCAAUAUGCAGGAAGAAGAAGGUGUUUUUCCACACAGAUGCAGCACAGGCAGUUGGGAAAAUCCCGAUGGAUGUGAACAAAAUGAACAUAGAUCUGAUGUCCAUCAGUGGUCACAAAUUAUACGGCCCAAAAGGUGUUGGGGUGUUGUAUGUUCGCCGCAGGCCUCGUGUCAGAGUAGAACCUAUCCAGAGUGGUGGUGGGCAGGAGAGAGGAAUGCGAAGUGGCACGGUACCGACACCCCUCGUUGUUGGCAUGGGAGCAGCUUGUAGAAUAGCCCAAGAGGAGAUGGAGUAUGACCACGAUUGGGUGAAGCAACUAUCAGAUAGGCUGGUUACCAGGUUGACAUCUGCGCUACCAAAUGUUGUGAGAAAUGGUGACCCAGCUCAAUCAUACGCUGGCUGUGUCAAUCUGUCAUUUGCCUUCGUGGAGGGAGAGAGCUUACUCAUGGCACUGAAGGACAUUGCUCUAUCGUCUGGAAGUGCGUGUACGUCUGCGUCAUUGGAGCCUUCGUACGUGCUGCGUGCCAUAGGAGCCGAUGAAGACUUGGCACACUCCUCCAUAAGAUUCGGGAUCGGUCGCUUCACGACGGAAGAAGAGGUGGACUAUACAGUGGAUAAGUGUAUAGAUGCUGUUCAGAAACUCAGAGAGCUCAGUCCUCUUUGGGAAAUGGUUCAGGAGGGCAUUGACAUCAAAACCAUCAAGUGGACGCAGCACUAAAGGCCAUCUUGCUUAUAAUGCACAUGAAACAUGGAUUUCAACAAUAGAUUCAUUUUUGAGUUGGUAAUUCCAUUAUCAGCUCAUGCUUUCUUUCUUUGGAAUAGAGGCAAGUAUCUACAUUGCACCCAUAGCUUCCAGCGCUAUACAGAUAUGCACAGAAAAGAACUAUUAUCAACAAAAAAACUAGCUCAAUAUUAAUGCGAUGGCAGCACUGUGACACUAAACUUAAAACAUUGUCCUUCUCUGACAUUUGUAUCUUGUUGAUUACUAGUCUUCUUCAGUAAUUAUUGAGCGAGGAUAAUUUGUACUUCAGUCAUCUGUGAAUGAUUUUUCGGCUCGUUUUUCUAAAUCACUGUAGGUACAAAUGGAACUUGUGUUAUUCAGUGCAAAGGGAAUUCCUCAGGUCAAUCGUUUGUAAAUUAUGAUUUGUAUUUAAAAAAUUAUCCUGCAAUGUUUGCCCAGAGAAGAAGGGGAUGGUGUUUUUGGUAGAGUGUUGAGUGUUAGUGUACUGUAAAUAGUGUACAACUGAUAGUCUACAACAGUCCUCAAUUAUUAUUGCAUAUUCUAGGUCAAUUACAAUUCUCACGCAUUUCAAUUACUGCACGAGUCAACUUGUUUGCUCAGAAAUUUCUCUUGUAAUUAUUAACUGGUAUUAACAUUUUAAAUUUAGUUUGUAGUAUUUUGUUUGAAAAAUAUGAAAUUGUAAUUUAUGAAAAUAAAAUGACCAAUAACGUAUAUUCAUACAGAAACACUGUGUUCAUUACAGUUUUGACCUUUGCAAGAGGAAAAAUCAUUGCUGAUAUUUUACACAACACAUAAAUAUGAAGUAUAAUAAAUUAACAGAUCAAUAACAAUUUA